GGAAGGCGGGUAAGUAGGCAUAAACUCCGUUAUCAAUGUCCGUACAGUUUGGGUGGUAGAGGAUCGAAGAGAGAUGGAAGAUAGAUUUGACCGUUAUUUCCGUUUUGCUGCAGCGAGCAGUGGAGAUUUGGAGAAGAAGAAGACUGACUCUGCAGCUUCUGUAACCUCAAAAACCCUAAUUAAACCCCCCCCUUUUCAACGUCCUUCAAACAAAUCGCAAUGCCUUGUGGCGCUGCUGCUCUGCAACUCUCGCUUCCUACCUGCGCUUUCAACAAAUCUUCUCGAAAGCCUCUCAAUUUCAGACAUUGCCGUUUCCGAACCGUCGCAUCCUCCUCCUCCUCCUCCUCCUCUCAAGACGGAGAUGUUAACGACGAAAAUCGAGCCGGAAACGGCAGAAAUCAACGGCAGACGCAAGUGAUUUUAGUGGAGAGAUAUGGAAAUGGCACUGCUAAGAGGUAUGUGGUAGAUGAUGAAUUUCAAGUGCAGACAUUUGUCGAGGACGAACUUAUUGGUUCGGUAUCAGAUAGUUCCGGGAGCUCACAUUUCAACAACGAAAAAUUAUCAUGGCUUCCGGAUAUUGUCAAAGAUUUUAUCUUUCCUGCAGGCUUCCCAGGAUCGGUUUCUGAUGAUUAUUUGUUGUACAUGUUGUUACAGUUCCCUACCAAUGUUACUGCAUGGAUAUGCCAUACCUUAGUCACAUCUAGUCUCCUAAAGGCUGUCGGUGUUGGCUCUUUCUCAGGCAGUACGGCUGCUGCUUCAGCGGCUGCUAUAAGAUGGGUUUCAAAAGAUGGAAUUGGAGCUGUUGGACGCUUAUUUAUCGGUGGGCGAUUUGGAAAUGUUUUUGAUGAUGAUCCAAAGCAGUGGCGCUUGUAUGCAGACUUUAUUGGCAGUGCUGGAAGUAUUUUCGAUCUUACUACACAGUUGUAUCCUGCCUAUUUCCUGCCAUUGGCAUCUCUCGGAAAUCUUGCAAAGGCUGUUGCGAGAGGGCUAAAAGAUCCUUCAAACCGUGUUAUUCAAAAUCAUUUUGCAGUUGAGGGAAAUCUUGGGGAGAUAGCAGCAAAGGAGGAAGUAUGGGAAGUGGCUGCUCAGCUGCUUGGCUUGGGCUUGGGCAUACUGUUCCUCGAUACCCCAGGCCUUGUAAAAGCAUACCCAGUAUUGGCAACGACAUGGACGUUCAUGCGACUACUACAUCUUUGGUUACGUUAUCAAUCACUUUCUGUUCUCCAAUUUAACUCGCUAAAUCUUAAGCGUGCUCGUCUACUGAUUAAAUCGCAUGUAUUACAUUCUAUUGUACCUGGUGUUGUUGAUUGCAAUAGGGAAGAAAACAUAUUAAUAUGGCAAAGAUUCAUGAAACCACGAAUUACAUUUGGUGUGCCCUUGGAGGAGAUGAUUUCUGGAGAGAGAGCCGCUCCUAUGGUGAAGGAACUUCUGGAAUUAUACGCAAAGGAGAAGUAUAUUCUUGUCGUGAACCAACAAAUAAGCGAGUUUGAGGUCUUUGUUUCGUUCAAGGUUGGAGCUACGAGUAUCUCGGUCUUACGAAGUGUGUGGCAGGCUUAUUGGCUCCAUGCCAACUGGAAUAGCUUAGGAAAUGCAUUUGACCAACUUACAGAAAGCCGGUUGGAGAUGGAAGACCGGUUCGAGGACUUCAUCCAGCAGUUAAAUGGAAGUGGAUGGGAUACAAAUCAAAUGAAUCUGAAGGUCCCCAAGGAAAUCUCGCUUGAUGAAUUGAACCCCGCUUGAGUUUUCAUAUACCGGCAUCAAAAUAGGCAUGUAGGUUUCACAGAUGACAGAACAAGCACCAAGGUUGAUGAGUUUGGAUAGUUCUUCCAAGAAGUAAAUUGUACCAAGGUGAGGUCUGGAUCAAUUCCUAACCCCCAGAAGGAUGGACUGCAGUGACAAAGCCACCAGCUGAUCCUUUUUUGUAUAAGAAAAUUACAAAAAAAAAUACAAUUUUGUACCACUUUAGAACAGCCAAGUUUGUCCAUAAAACAUUUAAGUAAGCAACAUGCCACAUCAACCUAUAUUAUAUAAUUUUAUUUA
Pyrus x bretschneideri (Chinese white pear) is the source of this 2040-nucleotide messenger RNA. Its product is annotated as protein root UVB sensitive 5. Lineage: Eukaryota; Viridiplantae; Streptophyta; Magnoliopsida; Rosales; Rosaceae. The record is from RefSeq and is a predicted model, not a curated record.